AUGAAGUGCUCGGACGACACUGACACAUGCCAUAGGAUUGACUUCAUUGAUUUUGCUUUUGAAGAUAUUCAAAAAUCAGAGGAAUCGGAUGAUAAAGAAAGCAGCGAAAGCAGUAAGAUUGAACUGAAGCAAUUACCAGAUCACCUUCGCUAUGCAUUUCUAGGGGACAAUUCUGCAUUUCCAGUGAUCAUUUCUUCAUCACUCAACAGGGACGAAGAGGACAAAUUAUUGAAAGUGUUGAGGGAUCACAAGGCUGCUUUGGGCUGGUCGAUAGCUGACAUCGAGGGGAUAAGUCCUACAGUCUGCAUGCAUAAAAUCCUCAUGGAAGAUUCUUACAAGCCGUCCAUUGAACAUCAGAGAAGAUUAAACCCAGUAAUGAAAGAAGUUGUUCCAUCUAAGGUACUAAAGCUAUUGAAGGCAGGGAUCAUAUUCGCCAUUUCAGACAGUGAAUGGGUCAGCCCAGUACAGAUUGCUAUAGCACCAGAAGAUCAAGAAAAGACAACCUUUACCUGUCCCUAUGGAACUUUUGCCUACAGACGGAUGUCAUUCGGGUUAUACAAUGCACCGGCCACUUUUCAGAGAUGCAUGAUGGCGAUCUUUACGAACAUGGUUGAGGACAUUAUGGAGGUAUUUAUGAAUGACUUUUUGGUGUUUGGUACUUCUUUUGACAACUGCCUUCACAAUAUCUCCUUGGUAUUACAACACUGUGAGGAAAAGAAUUUAGUUCUAAACUGGGAAAAGUGCCACUUCAUGGUACAAGAAGGAAUUGUACUAGGCCACCAUGUUUCAGCGAGGGGAUUGGAAGUGGACAGGGCAAAAAUUGAUACAAUUGCAAAACUACCACCACCCACCAAUGUCAAAGGCAUUCAAAGUUUCUUAGGGCACGUUGGAUUCUACAAGAGAUUUAUCAAAGACUUCUCAAAAGUGGCAAAACCCCUAUGUAAUCUUUUGGAGAAGGACACAACAUUCGUCUUUGAUGAAGACUGCUUACGGGCUUUUGAAACAUAA
This is a messenger RNA of Olea europaea var. sylvestris, 1008 nucleotides long. RefSeq lists its product as uncharacterized. The transcript is spliced from 3 exons. Lineage: Eukaryota; Viridiplantae; Streptophyta; Magnoliopsida; Lamiales; Oleaceae. Bases 1 to 1008 code for a protein of 335 amino acids. The record is from RefSeq and is a predicted model, not a curated record.